Messenger RNA from Rhopalosiphum maidis (corn leaf aphid), 2846 nucleotides. Its product is annotated as phosphatase and actin regulator 4-like. Lineage: Eukaryota; Metazoa; Arthropoda; Insecta; Hemiptera; Aphididae. The record is from RefSeq and is a predicted model, not a curated record. The transcript has 6 exons. The coding region runs from base 153 to 2519 and encodes 788 amino acids.
CCUGUUUACAGCCGUACCUAUAUAAACAAAAACCGGUAUUAAAUAACUUUUAAUACCUAUCCGGAGACAAUUGUGUGUGGUGCUGAACGUGGACCGCAUUCGAAUUUUAUUUUAUUUAUUUUCUGUAAAAGUCUUCUGUGGACUUCUUCGCGAUGGCUUUGACCAUUGUGUUGGGGUUGACUAUCUUAAGUGUAGUAAACUAUGGUAAUACAUUUGAGUUUUCUGGACUUAACCCAUCAGUACAAAUUAAAUCACAAAUAAAACCAACCAUAAAGCCAUUUUCUACACAGACUAACCAACCUUAUCAAGCAGACCAAUUUAAGUCAACGUUUGGACAAAACACUGUACCUGCAAAGCCUUUUGGAGCCCCAUUUGACCACUUUAAACCAGCUUAUCAACCUUAUCAACCAUUCAGGACAAAUUAUCAACCAUUUGGUCCUUAUCCUGGAUACCCAGGACCUGUUGUAUAUCCCGGCCAUGGCGGUUAUCAAGGACCAGAGGCUUACUCCUCUCCAUCUUACCGUUUUGAUGAGCCUAACCACAAGCCAUUUGGUUUCCAACCGUUACCAGCACCGGUCCAGCCAACGUUCAAUCAAUACAAGUUUGGUCCAGCAAAAAAAUUCAAUAAAAAUUUCCCAGGAUUAGCCGAUUUUAAUCAACCGGGCAAAUAUUUCCAAGAACAUCAAUUUGGAGCAUAUCACGGACCUGAAUUUUCUUCUGCUAUUGUGCCUGCAGAACACAAUAUUAAACAAUCAAAACCUAAAGAUACGUUUUUAGGCAAGCCAAUUUUUCCGACUUUACCCGAAUUCGGAUUACCUAAACAAACCAGCUUUGGAUUUCCUUCGCCAUCAUUCGGGUAUCCAGUACCAAACUUCCCACCAGUUCAGCCUUUCGUCAGCACCGUAAUACCGUCGGUAAAAAGCGCACCCACUACAGUCGUUCCGGUGGAUGCCGUAAACGUGGAAAAAAAAUUCGGCGGAGCUGAAAUCACUACCUCUGUCGUCCCGUCGUCUUCGGCUCAAGAUGAAUCGGCAACGGUGCAACAGAAAUCCGAGGAGGUCACGGGCAAGCCGUCGGCAGCGACGCCUGAAAGCCCCGCUCAGGAGGAGAUCACUACCGGUUUAGUCUCUACCGCCGAAGAGCCCGCAGCCGAAGUAGCGCCCAACAAUGAAAAGCCCGCAGCCGAAGUAGCGCCCAACAAUGAAGUGCCCGCAGCCGAAGUAGCGACCAACAAUGAAGUGCCCGCGGCUGAAGUAGCAACCAACAAUGAAGUGCCCGCCGCAGCUCAGGACGCCGCCCCGGCCGACGAACAAAGCACACCACCAUCGGAGAGCAACGAACCCAUCAGCAGCGCCGAUAACGAGAAAAUCGCAACCGUCCCGGAAAACCAAGAGCCCGUCGUGGAACUCGGCUCGGUCGUGGUAGCCCAAGAAGUCAAGGAGACCUCGAGCGCCGCACCGGCUGAGGUUUCAAACAACCCGAGCGAGUCGUCCACCGUCGGCGGAUCCGAGUCCACCUCCGCGAAAUCCGAACUAGUCACCGAGAACAAACCCGACGCCGGUGUUCCGACCGUGAGCCUGCCGGGUCUACCCGUCGAACUACAAAACUCGAAUUUCGGAUCCAUAUCGGACACGUCUUCUCUGGGUCUGUUCGGUGCAUCUGGAUUCCCACCGAACUUUGGACAGUCCGUUAGUGUCCAACAGCCGUCGUACUACCCCUACUUCGAUGCUCCCAAGUUCUCGGAAGAAGAACUGAAGGCGUUCGCAGCUAGCUUCGGAACCAAUGUCCCACAGUCUGGCCAGGUUAUCGGAAGUGCAGACCCAACAGUUAAAAUCACCGAGAGCACUUUCAGUAAUCCGUCGGCUGAGAUCGCCACCAAACUCGAAACUGGAGACAAGGUUGUAAGUGAAGACAAAGCCGUGAGCGGAGAGAAAAAAACAACUGUUGAAUCGCAAUCCCGCAACAUCCCAGAAUCACAACCGAAGUUAAACACUGUACAAAUUAUCCAGGACGACCCGUUCAACGGACAGCUGCCUUUGUUGUAUGACCCAUCCAACUCCGGCUCGCCCCUGGACACAUACAAGUUCUACAACCACCCGUCCGUGGCCGCGUUGUCGUCUCAAGCCUCUCUGGCCUCGUACUCGCCCGAGUCCGCGUUCAACAACUUCGGAACCCAAUUCCGUCAAGGCUACUUGGUCGAAGGAUCGCCCUCGUUGACACCGCUCACCAAGACAGUCGUGCAGUCCGGCCAGACGCCGAUUUCCAUCUCAUCUCUGGACCAUCCGCUCCACAGCCAGGUGUUCAAAUACUCGCAAUCGUUCGUGCCGUAUCCCGGACUGGUGACCGGCAACAACAACGGUGCCGCUUUCCAAACUUUCGACGUAUCGUCCACCGCCGCUCCAGUCGUCUCCUCCACCACUGCCGCCGCCGCGGCCGCUGACGUUUCCGUCCAGUCGACAUCCGCUCCGGAUGUUGCGGUCGAGAGCAGCAGCGAAGUUCCAGCCGCCGAAACAGCUUAAGGUGUCCACGAUGUUCUUCCCGCCAUUCCCCUAUCCCCGGAAAUGGUCUCUUUACUUACUUUCCUCGUUCUUUCAAUAACAAACCAUCCAACAUUGCCUUUGUACAAUAUAUUAUUUGUACCAAUUUCCACGAUGACUGAACACGGCGAUCUGUUCGCAGUACCGAAGAUCGGCAGGGUUGCCAGCCAAUUUCAAAAGACUAUAAAUACGUGCCUAUUGUAAUUAAUAUUAUUGAACCAUGAUUAUGUAAUUUUUUUACACGAACGUAUUUAAAUACAAAUUACUGCGUAUAAUAAUAAUAAUAACCAUACCGUCCAAAAGCAUACA